AACUGUGCAAAUGUAUUUAUACACAAGUAAAUCUUCAGCUAUUUCCUUUGCACAAAUUGUACAUCGUUGUCACGCGUGUAACGUAACGUCGCUUACACAUUGUAUUGUCAAGAAAGUUGAUACAUACUUCUCUUCACAAAGAACUAUAGCGUUUACUCAGCGAAUGUUAACCUUUCUCAUCCUCCGUCAACAUUCUUUGCUACACGCGUCGCGUAACAAAAUUAUUUCAUGUAAAAAAACAAAUGAAGCUGAAGGUAUGCGAAUUAAUCGGUGCUUUUCUCAGAAGAAAUUGACCUCUGUUUACUUUCUCUUAUUCGAGAGGGAAUUCGUCCAAUACAGGGAGAAAAGUAUUAGAAAAUGAUAGCAAAUAUUUCGAAGAUUGACAUGUUUAUUAUUCUUCUCGUAAUACAGGCUCAAUUAUUGCAAGAAAAGAAAUUAAUUUGCGUAUCUAAUAUUUUAAAUUAGUUGUACGACUCUCCGCUAGGAGCAUUGGUUGAAAGCGAGUCUGAAGGUUGCAUCAUAACCUCAACGGUAGGAGGCAUGCGGUGUCCUGCUCACGUUUUACGGUGUUUUGACAGUAAAAUAGUUUAUGUUAAAAGAUGAUAUUUAUAAAACGUUGUAUAUCGGAAGAGCUAGUACGAAGAUGCGCAGGAUUGACGCCGUCACUUGCACGCAGAUCUAUGGCUCCUGCUGCGAGUUUUCUUCAGCCAUGCAGAGGCAAGAAGGAUGACAGUAGUUCAACUACGCCAGAGUCUCUGUUUCAUCCUGUACCCAUCAAGCCAACCCCGGAUGACAUAAACAUCGGUGCCGAACUAACUGGAAGUUCCAUACAGAAGAAAGAUCUUCUGAAGAUACUAAAUUCUUUUGUGCAGAAAACUGAAAUCAAGAAACUGGCUGAGCAAUAUGGAUUGGACAGUUAUCUCCAAGGACAGGCUUUUACGAGCUUCAGGCAGUACUGCUUCGAAACACAGACAUUACCUGUAGAUCUUCAUAUAGUAUUGAGUGAUAUUCUACAGGGUGCUGGUAACAUUACUGAUAUUUUUCCAUACUUUAUACGCCACGCCAAACAGAUAUUCCCACAUAUCGAUUGCUUGGAUGAUCUCAAAAAAAUCAGCGAUCUACGAAAUCCAGCUGGCUGGUAUCCCCUCGCAAGAGCAAAGAAUAGGAAGAUAGUUUUUCAUGCUGGACCGACAAACAGUGGAAAGACUCACCAUGCCUUGGAAAGGUUUAUUACCGCAAAGAGCGGAGUGUACUGUGCACCGCUAAAGCUGUUGGUCGCGGAAGUAUUUAACAAAUGUAACCAGAGGGGGACACCGUGUGAUUUACUAACUGGUGAAGAACGGACGUUCGCUAAGAACCCCGAUAAUCCCGCGGACCACUUAUCUUGCUCUGUAGAAAUGGUGAAUUUACAGAAUAAUUACGAAGUAGCUGUUAUUGACGAAAUUCAGUUGACGCGCGAUUCCUACCGCGGCUGGGCGUGGACGAGAGCUCUUCUGGGGAUCCCCGCGGAUGAGAUACAUUUAUGCGGCGAAGCUGCUGCUAUAGAAUUGGUAAAAGCUAUCUGUAUUACAACGGGUGAAAAUGUGGAAGUUCGCAGGUACAAACGAUUGACGAGCCUCGAGAUAGAGAAAGAGGCACUCGGUUCUCUGACCCACGUCAGAGCGGGAGAUUGCAUAGUUUGUUUUAGCAAGGCCGACAUAUUUACCGUUUCGCGUUCCCUUGAGAGUAGAGGAAUAGAAACAGCGGUGAUAUACGGCAGCUUGCCACCGGGUACGAAGCUGGCGCAAGCUGCAAAAUUCAAUGACCCUAAGAAUACCUGUAAAGUCCUAGUGGCGACCAAUGCGAUUGGAAUGGGUUUGAAUUUGCACAUUCGGAGAAUCGUAUUUUAUUCACUGAUUCAGCCAACGAUCAACGAGAAAGGUGAGAAGGAGAUGGAGGUUCUGUCCGUUUCGUCGGCUCUACAAAUAGCUGGCCGCGCUGGACGUUACGGCACAGUCUGGAGUACGGGCUACGUAACAACGUUUAAAAACGAGGAUCUCCCGACCUUGAGGAAUUUGCUCAGUCAAACACCGGAGGUGAUAACACAGGCUGGUCUCCACCCGACGGCCGAUCAAAUCGAGUUGUACGCUUAUCAUUUACCAAAUUCGCCUCUGUCGAAUCUUAUGGAUAUUUUCGUAUCACUGUGCACAGUCGACAAUUCUCUUUACUUCAUGUGCACCUUAACCGACUUCAAGUUCCUGGCCGAUAUGAUACAGCACGUACCGCUCCCACUUCGUGCAAGAUACGUAUUUUGUUGUGCGCCAAUCAACAAGAAAUCGCCAUACGUGUGCACCAUGUUUUUGAAAUUCGCACGACAAUACAGUAAAAACGACGCGAUAACAUUCAACUGGUUGUGCCAACACAUCGGAUGGCCAUUCCAGUUACCAAAGACUAUCCUUGAUCUCGUUCACCUGGAAGCCGUAUUCGAUGUCUUGGAUCUUUAUCUUUGGCUGAGUUAUCGCUUUGUGGACUUGUUCCCGGAUGCCAAAAUGGUUCGCGAUGUGCAGAAGGAACUCGACGCACUUAUCGCAACAGGAAUAGUUAAAUUAACGACAUUAUUGAUGAAUUCAGAUGAAGGCGGAGAGAAUGAUAGCUUCGAGUUGCAGACGCAAAAGCAGAAGUUUUAUAGAAGUAGCGAAUCAAGUGGCAAACGUAGUAUCGGUAAAGGUAAGUUGACUGAAAGAUUAUUAGCACAAGGACUCUUAACGCCACAGAUGUUGCGAGAAUUGCAAUUCGAGUGGACUCAGACAACAAAGAAAAAGAAAUAAUGUAAUACGUGUAACGAAGUAUUAAAUAAUGUAGAAGAAAAUUGUAUCAUACUAUUGCGAAUAAUGUGUAAAUCUGAUUGUGGAUUAGAAGAAACACAAGCGUUGACAAGAUAUGAAUGACUGAAUUUUUAGUUUUAUUAUUGCGAAUCCAAUUAUGUGUAAAUACUAAGGCAUAAUAUGAUACAUAUUGUACAACUACCGUUUUAGUAUUUAGCGAAUUAUUUAGUAUGUGCAUAUGCGGAUUAAAGUUUUUUUUUCUAUACAAA
Molecule: messenger RNA, 3073 nt
Organism: Ooceraea biroi (clonal raider ant)
Lineage: Eukaryota; Metazoa; Arthropoda; Insecta; Hymenoptera; Formicidae
Gene: Suv3
Product: Suv3 RNA helicase
Biological process (GO): mitochondrial RNA 3'-end processing
Cellular component (GO): mitochondrial degradosome
Molecular function (GO): RNA helicase activity; ATP binding; hydrolase activity, acting on acid anhydrides
Source: RefSeq, a predicted model, not a curated record